This is a messenger RNA of Amphiprion ocellaris (clown anemonefish), 12970 nucleotides long. RefSeq names its product phosphatidylinositol-4-phosphate 5-kinase-like 1 (gene pip5kl1). The coding region runs from base 8341 to 9891 and encodes 516 amino acids. The transcript has 10 exons. NCBI's taxonomy places the organism in Eukaryota, Metazoa, Chordata, Actinopteri, Pomacentridae. Gene Ontology annotation, molecular function: phosphatidylinositol kinase activity. Gene Ontology annotation, biological process: phosphatidylinositol metabolic process. The record is from RefSeq and is a predicted model, not a curated record.
AUAUAUAUAUAUAUAUAUAUCUUAGAAAAUAUUUUUUCUUAGAUAUAUAUUGGUUCAAUUCAUUUAGAGCUGAUAAAAAAGUCUAUAUGAUGAAUUUGGAAACUGUCCACUUUGGAAAUCAUAUCAUGACUGACAGCAUUGGAAAAGACACAGAAUGAAUUCACUGAAAGCAAACAAACUGAAUUGGUUUCAUUCUGGAAACUAAGACUUGGGCCGUCAGAAUAAAUUCCACGCAAAAAAUGUGCAGGUUUGAAUGUUUUCUGGCAUUGUGUCACCUUCACCUGCUGGAUCAAAUUUAAGAUGGUUAUGGGACAGGGGACAUUCCUCUUGGAAUGUGAAAUAUUUCCGUUGACAGCGUAAACUCUUGUGUUUACACUAGCGUUCAAAAGUUUGGGGUCACCCAGGCAAUUUCAUGUUUUCCAUGAAAACUCACACUUUUAUUCAUGUGCUAACAUAAUUGCACAAGGGUUUUCUAAUCAUCAUUAGCCUUUCAACACCAUUAGCUAACACAAUGUAGCAUUAGAACACAGGAGUGAUGGUUGCUGGAAAUGUUCCUCUGUACCUCUAUGGAGAUAUUCCAUUAAAAAUCAGCUGUUUCCAGCUAGAAUAGUCAUUUUACCACAUUAACAAUGUCUAGACUGUAUUUCCGAUUCAUUUAAUGUUAUCUUCAUUGAAAAAAAAAAAGCUUUUCUUUGAAAAAUAAGGACAUUUCUAAGUGACCCCAAACUUUUGAACAGUAGUGUAUAAACCUACUCUGUAUUCUUAUGGAUGUAUUUGAAUUUAAAAGCAUAUGGGCUGUAAGGUGUGGUUCAUUAAUAAUAGGGAGGCUCUCCAUAGGUGUUGUUAUGACACAUAACAGUAUAGCUGCUGAUGCGAUGACGUGUUAACUUGCAACUGAUGCAUGACUUCAUAGAAUACAAUAGCAGUGGGUGUUUUGACCCGAGCCCCUGUGGGUCUGGGGGCCCCAGAGCAGCUACUGGGUUUGGAUGUUGUUCAGAGAUGGUGAGUAAGGUGAAAGUGACAGCUGGAUACUGGUGUUGCUGAUCUGGCUUCUUAUCAGCAGCUGGAGUAGCAGCAGUACUGCACACCUCAUACAGAUGAUUAACACCUUAAUAUACAUGCACCUUUCCCUUUUAUUUUCCCUUACAUAGCAUUAGGAUUGUUCAAAUUAUCUCAUCCCCAUUAAAUCUACAUUAUAUGAUGAUUACACUGAAAGAAACACUGCAACAACAGCUUUUCAGAGAUUGCAACCAAUUUGUUCUCUGAUAACUGAUUGACAUUUUUGCACCUUUCUUGUGUGUUUUCGAGAAUGAGCCAUCACAUAUUUGUAGAAAUGUUCCAGACAUCUUUAGAACCACUUCAAAUAAAUUUCACCAUUCCAUCUGACACAUUUGGCACCUUUGGAAACUUUAGGUUCUACACUGGAAUUUGGAAUGAUAUUUUUCUCUUUUUUGUGGGUUUGGACAGAACAAAAUACAGUUUUUCACAAUGCCCCAAACCUUUGAUCUAGGUCAAUGUGUGUAAGUGGAGCUGACUCAGUCUGUUUAUCAGUGACUUUAUCACUUACUCAUAGCCUCUUCAGUCUUAAGUUUCCUCUGACUCCUCAUCUCAGGGUUUAGCUCCUCAUCAUGACAUUUUGGAACUGCAAUAAUCUUGACAGUCUAGCAGAUGAUUCAGUUCAUGGUCUGUUUACACCAGGCAGACAUCAGAAAAAUAUUUCCCCUUUUGUUUGUUUUGUUCAGUGUUAUUUCCAUUGAAGCAAAAAAGAAAAUGUUACACAAGCCUUGGAAGCACAUCUGCAGGUUAGAAGAAACUAACAGAACUCUGACUCACUCUCUGUGCUACCUUAAAAGCUACAAACAACACGUUGAAUCAAUAUUUAUGAAAAUCACAGCAGAGCUCUCUCCACUCUGGCAAAAAAAAAUCUGUUAAUGCCUCAAAUAUAAUAUUCAAUAUAAGAAAAAUAUUUUUCUUACAUUUGGGCCAAUCUGGUGAUGGACGGUAGUGGGGCAGGGUGGAAGAAAUUUGUGUCAUUUGUGAGGAUAAUGUCUAGAGACUGUAUGAAUGGUGUGACUAUCGAAAUGUUUAUUUCUAAUGUGUCUAAGUGUGAAUGAGGUAAAUUGUUUUGAUGCAAACCAGCGUUUUGUCAGCGGUGAAUGUGGAAAUGGGGCCAGUGGUCCUUUCUGUUGAAUAAAAUGUAGAAGCUGGUGGACAUGUGUUUAUCACUGGUGGAAUGGAACUAAGUACAUUCACAACAGCACGAAGUUCAGAUGUUUAUACACAUUGUAUGUAUUGACAGUUCAGAGAUACUUUUUGUACUUUUUACUACACUUUUUUUGAUCCCUGAAGGCAAGAAAUUCACAAAUUAACCUUGACAAGGCACAUAUGUGAAGUGAAAACCAUUUCAGGUGACUACCUCAUGAAGCUGAUUGAGAGAAUGCCAACAGUGUGCAAAGCAGUAAUCAAAGCGAAGAGUGGCUAUUUUGAAGUAUGUAAAGUAUAAAACAUAUUUAAAAUUCUUUCCCAAUUGUUUGUUUGCUACAAAAUUCCAUAUAUCUUGCUUCGUAGUUUUGAUGUCUUCAGCCAAACUUUUGACUGGUAGUGUAGAUUGGAGUGAUGAUUACAGGUAAAUAAGUGCAUUCUGUAAACUGGUUAAGCAGGCCAUUAGGUACAUACACAGCAAGCUAAGAAUUUCACUGCAGUGACAUCUUAUUUAUUGCUGCAUGUUAAAAUGACAAAGCCUUUUAAAGUUAUAUGUAAUCAGUACAUUACACGGGUUAAGGCGCAGCAGCUUUAAUACAACAACCAUAUUGCUGCUCACACAGUCCCUGCAUAUAGCUGACAUUUCCUUCUAAAUCUUGCACCAUUGCAAUCUCUGCAAUCCAUUUUUUUUAAUUUAAGGUAUUCUUCACUAUUUGUUCCACCCUUAAGUCUCAUCCAUUAGCUGCUACAUUCUAAACUUCAUUUUAUAAAACAGGUUUUUUUUUUAACGUUCUAAAACAUCUGUUUAAGUGUUUUAAUCUUUUUUUUAUUUCUAUAUUGUUAUUACAGUUAUUUAUUUAUUGUUUUCUGUUUUUACUAUACUUUCUAUUGUUAUGAUCCUGCUCCAGCUUCUGCCCUUCUUUUCCCCUUCUUCCCCAUUUUUUCUCCUUUCUCCCUUGGGUUCUGAUCUGUUUCUGUUUUGUCCUCUCUCUUUGGUUCACUCUGUCUGUCACCUCUCCCUCAUGUCUCUCUCUCUCUCUCUCUCCCUGUUUCUCCUGCCUGCAUUCUGCCAUCAGCUAAUUACUGCAAUGAGUGUCAGCUGCAAUAAUCAGCUCACGCCAUUCACCUGUUCUCCACCUCACCUCCACCUAUUUAAGCUCUGUCCUUUCAUUCACUCCCCGCUGGAUCAUAGUUACCCACAUGCCUUCAUGGACUCUGUUCCCACCUGGACUCUGUUUUAGGACUCUGUUUUCCCCUCCUCUGGAUUUCCCUCACUAGGACUCAGUCUUCUUUCAGAUUCUCACUAGCCCUGCUUAUGUCUCCAGCCAGUAGCUCCAGUCUCGUCUCCGUUCACCCCAGAUUUCCUGAGCCUGCUUCCCUACCCCUUCUGUUCAGUUCCCCCAUUUUGUAAGUACCCCUCCUUUGCUUAGUUUUGUUAGUUCAGUUUUGUGAUCUUCCGUUUUUGUAUUCAUAGUGUGUGUUAGUAGCGGUUUAGCCUUGUUUCCUCCCAGUUCAGUUCUCCAUUUAUGUAUUGUUGUAGUUUUCUGGUUUAAUAAAAGUCUUUCCUAAAUUCACCUGUCUGCGCCUGGGUUCUCCAGCUCCCCUCGUAAUAUCUAUAUGGUAAUUACAAGCCUCCUUGGUUAACAAGCAAUACUUGGCAACUAGACAAUUUAAAAAAAAUAUUGUAAGAACUGAUCUCUCCGCUCCUAUCAAUGUUAUAAUACCUACAUUUGGAAAAACACCAGCAGUAGAACUAAGAAGACACUACUUUCUACAAACAUCAUUACAUUUUAUAACCACAUUAGUGAUUCUGCAACUCCACACCUGCAAACAAUAAAUGAACUAUACAAUGUACCGCUCUGAAGUCUUGACUUUCUGCUUGCUACCGUGUCCCUACUGAGUGUCUGCUAUCCUGAGCAUCAGAUUCAGCUGGUGGUGCACCUUUGCGUUCUCACUCAUCUUUUUGUGCUGCAUGAAAAUCUCGUGUCUUCAUCCUGUUUUUCUUAUUGUUGUUGUUCUCUAACCAAGGAGGCAGGAUGAAGACAAACCUCAUUCUUCUUGUUUCCUCUCAUCUCCAAACAAGUUCAGGAAUGCGGAACAGGAUAGUCUCCCCUACAGGUUGAUGUUUUCUGUUCCAGCAUCUAGAAAUGGAAUCCUCUGUCAGAUGAUAUAAUCUCCUAGCUGUAACAGAUAUGCAGAAUAUGCUCUGUGCAUUAGCAAGAAGCACACUUGUUCUUGGAUUAAGAGUGUCAUACUGACCAAGAUUAGUAGGUCUGACCUUUGAGAUAGGCAGGAAGUAGCAUGUUAUACUCAAGUGUGCAAAAAUGAUCAUCUGGUGUCUAUCUUCUAGAGGUUAACAGAAAAUACUAUAGUUGGGAACUCUGACAAUUUAAGAUUAAUCUGAAAAAAGAUACUAUGUCAGUCUUUCUUUUAUAGUAUUUACAAAGUAUUUGCUGCAAAAUGGUAUGUGCUGGAAGCGUAGAAGCCACGUUGAAAAGCCUGUUGCUUUGUCCACCAUUUUGGAAAAAGGUAAAUAAAACAAUCAAACGACAGCUACCUAUGUAUAAUUACACCUGUCAGGCUUCAGGUCUUGUUUACCUAAACUUAUAAAUUUGCGUUUGCUUUGGUUGGAUUUAAGGCCACUGCCAUGUUCACACUGUGAAUUGAAAAGUCGAGGUCUGAAUAUAGAGAAGGAGUUGUGUUUAUGACAGUGACCACAGGAAGAAGUCUUUGUAUGAGUUGGCCUUUACUUUAAUACUAUAGUCAUGUUUUUGUGUUUAUUUACUGGGGACUUAGAGUGAGAGCAAUGGGAUCAAAACUAACAAAAUCCACUUAAGUAAGGAGUUGGGUUUCUGUGAAUAUGAAACAGGAGAGCUGGGAUGAAUGUCUUUCUGUACUCGAUGAAUUUAGUCACCUCUGUGCAGAAUAGUGCAAUCCUAAGAACAGUUAAGCUACUACACAAAUCUCUCAAACUAGGCCUUUCUUAGAGGACCCAGGAUUGAGGAAACACAAGUUAUAUGGGACUGAUACCUCAGAUGUUACACCUGGAGCCCCUCUCUCAAUGGGGCUCACAUCCCCAAAGGCUCUUAUCACCGCUGGUGCUAAUGGCACAUUCUUGCUGCCAUGAUCAGGGCCUCUGUGCUGUCCUUCAAACCAGUGUUUUCUAGUCCCUGUUAGGAUUACUUGAUAUCUGCCACCUCCUCUAUAUGCUGAUGGUACAAUCCAUUAAGGGACUUAGUCUCCACAAUGUUUCUUCCUUCCCUUCAUCAUUGUCUGCCGUCUGUUUUCAGCUGCCUAAGGUCAGUCUAGGACAGUAGCUGGGACAGUGCAUCACCUUGUCAAAUAUUUCGAGUAAUGGUGACAAUUCAUUGGUUUUUGAUGAAGGUUUUCAGGGAAGCUUUAUUUAGCGUCAAUGUGUUAGUUCCAACUCUACUAGAGUACAGAAAAACAACAUAAAAACAUUUUAAAAUUAAGUUUAUAAAAGCUUUUUAUUGCUUAGUAACAUAAUUAUCAAACAAUGGAGGCAAAACUUUAGAUAAAACCAGAGCCUGUGGGUGUUGCUGUUUCAGUAAAAGAAAUAACCAAACUCUCCUCAUGAACUGGAAUAUAAAGACAUCACCUCUGCUCCUAGUGUAUUUAACAAAGAAUAAGUGAUGAACGUAUGCAGGUGUGAAAUUAGCUAAGCCUGACAUACUUUCCAGGCAGUGGAAUGAAUACCUCAGUUAAACAAAUGAAAGAUGGCACAGAGAAACGGAGUAACCACUAGUAAGUGGUAACAGAGACCGGCAGUGCAGAGGCAAGUUGCUCAUAUUAAAUCACAGCCGCCUAGACUGACCAGUUAAGUACACAUUUAUACUCAGGUGCAGGAAUUACUGCAGUUUAAUAAGAGCAUAGGAAGUGGAAGAGAAACAAGGAUGAAAGCUCAGGAGUGGAGCUGAAGGCCAAUCAGCCAGGAAGAUGGGCAGAAUAACGUAUAAGUACCAGUCCUGGUCAGAAGGCCGCACAAAUCAAUUCCCACACAUGAAACCAGGCCAGAAAGGGUUCACCAUGAGGAAGGAACCACCAGGGGCUGUUAAACAAGCACUCUGGUAUCCAUGUGUGGGGCACUGAGUCAUAGACUUCUCUGUUGUCAGUCCAGAUGAUGCUCAGGUUAAUCUACCUACUCUUAGAGUGUUGUGGGAUUGUUCUGUUGACUACUAGCUGGUGCUUUGACGCUCUGAUCUUGUUUUUCAGUUUGGCUAUAAUGUCUGAGAAGCUUGUAAUUAGAAAGUGUUGAAGUCUUGUGGGUAUCUGUCAUGAUCAGGAUUGUCCUGGCAUGUGCUCGCCAGUCUGGGUGGGUGCCUGCUGGUAGCAAUGCAUUUAUUUGUGCCGCCAUAUGACCAUGGAGUGCUGUUAGCUGCUUCAGUCACUAUGAGGGCAUCAUGUCACAUCCUGGUGCUAUCCAGCUCUACAUGCUCGCGAGUUGUUGUUGGAUGUCUGUCUUUGAGCGUGUCUGUCAACAGCUUGGUCGUAGUGGUGUGUGUCACCUCUUUUCCCCAUUGGACCUUCUAGUAUUGCUCAGCCUCAGCCCUAGGUGGGUCCGUUGUCAUGCAGCUGUUCCCCUGCUGCUGGGAAUACACACUGGAUGGGUCUUUGGAGAACAGCUGCACUGGUAUAUCUCUUCAGUCGAGCCCAGAGCUGAGUCAGUCAGGCAGUCUCUAGAGUCUCGCAUAUGGAUAACUUGUUGUACUUAUUAUCAUCCAAAACUAUCUCUUUUGAGACCCCUUUGCACCUCUAUUAGCAGACUAACGUCCUUCUGGGAAUUGUCGAUCUUGGCUAUCAACACUCUUCCCCAUGGCAGGUGCUCUCUGCAUGAUAUAAUAUCCUGCUGCAUGUUGUCAUAUCCUGUUUUUUUCCGCUACAUUUAUGAAAUAUAGCAACUUUUUCAGUCAGCCAAGCAUACAAAUUGAUUGUUAAGUGAUCGAAGCAGAAACAAAUACAAGGUAGUACAAUACAAAUGGCAACACCAACAGUGUCGCUAUAAUUUGCACGCUGUUAUGUUGUUUUUUUCUUUGUCUCUAUGUAAGUUACAGUUCAAAUUGUCUUAAGACGCUUUACAGAACCUAUAAGUCUGAACACCCAAGAGCAAACCCUACGGCGACAGUGGCAAGAACAAACUCCCUAUUAAUGGGAAGAAACCUUGAGCAGAAUCCGACUCAUAUGGGGGACCCAUCUGCUGCUGGCCGGCUGGUUGAGAGGGACAGAAGAAGGGGAGGGAGUGAUGGAGGGGGAAGGAGAGGGACGGGAGAAGAGGGAGGUAGGGGACAAGGAAACAUGUAACACACACGGGCAUACAUGCAUGAUCCGAGUACCAUAGAUGAUACAUACAAAGUACAAGCCAACAUGGAAACCGAUUCAUAAGUUUACUGUUAUAAUGUAAGGCUCUGGCAUUAAAUAUACUACAUAUAUAGCUGGUAGUACAAUUCAAACAGUGUGUAAGUGAGCAUAUCAGUAUAUUAAGGGCGAUGCAGAGUUGAUUGGUGGAAAUGGGCAGCUGGAAACAGUGGACUGAAGGAAAGACAGCAGCAGCAUCCCACAGUGGACAUGAUGGAGACUAAGCCAGUUGGUGGGAGAACAACCACAGAUCUGAAGCAUCCAGCUCUGGGACCAGGGACACUCAGAGAAUGGACACAGUGAGAAACUGAGUGAAUGCAGUGCAAUAAUGGAAUAUAUAGUAAAUACACAAGUAAAAAGAGAAAGGCUCAGUGCAUCCAGAGAGGUCCCCUAGCACCCUAGGCCUAUAGCAGUAUAAACAGAGGCAUAACUUUUGCCAGCAGCUGUUGCUGGGUGAUCCAAAGAGAUAACCCAGCUCUGCCCCAGGAGUAUCUUCUCCCUGGAGAAUUAGCUACUAAUCUGUUUUUGGCUGUUGUUGUUGAUGUUUCAGUUUUUAGCUUGAAAACUUCUGGCGGACUGUAUUAGUGGAGUUAAUUAGCAGCGCUUGUAAUGUGUCAUGUGAGAAGUUUUCAGACAGAUGUUCCUCCACUGCAGCAGCGGCUGGAGCCCCGACAUGACAGCUGGACCUCAGCCAGCUGACACGUGUGGUGAUUUAAACGUUCCUCUUUUUUCAUUCGGACUUCCAUUGCUGCAUGUGCCGACUUUAUGAACGCGUUCCUAUUUAACCUAGUUGCUCUCUGCAGGUUGCUGUGCGUGCCCGUUAACUCCCGGCGGACUGAGCGGUGCAGACAGUCUGGGUGUGACCGGAGCCGGAGCCAGGCUCCGAGGCAGCGCUCGGUCAGUGCGCACGGUGACUUGAACACGGACGGACGACGGAUAGACGUGCUGCUCUGCGUCCUCGCCGAGAUGGAGAUGUCAGUGACUGCAGGUGGACCGGGGAUGUCUGCUCACCGCCAGCGCUCAGUAAAGAGGAGGAGGUGGGGAGGCCUGAGGCAGCAGUGGAAACUUCUGGGCUUGUUUGAGAUCGAUCAGGAGCAUGAAUUCUACAGCCUGACCUGUAUGAUGAAGGAGGGCUUGGCUGCAGCCAUCCAAAGCACCGUUGACAACGCACCAACAAAUGAACUGUCAGAUGAUGAUUUCACAUUAGAGGUCACACAGAUUCAUAAGGACUUUACAAUGGAGACGUUUGCUGGCCCAGUGUUUGCCAGCCUGCGUGGCUCUUUAGGAAUGACAGAGCAGGAGUAUCAGCAGUCGCUCUGCUCUGAAAACUGCUACCUUCAGUUCAUCAGCAACUCCAAGAGCAAGGCUGACUUCUUCCUGACAAAUGACAAACGCUUCUUUUUGAAGACCCAGAACAAAAGGGAAAUUAAAUUCCUUCUGGCCAACCUGAAGAUCUACAUGGAGCAUCUGAGGAAAUACCCGCAUUCACUGCUCGUCAAGUUCUUAGGUGUUCACAGGAUCCAAAUCCCACGCAGGCGCAAGAAGUACUUCAUUGUGAUGCAAAGUGUGUUUUAUCCAGAUGAUCGAAUCCAUGCCAGGUACGACAUUAAGGGCUGCGAGGUGAGCCGCUGGACAGAGCCUGCACCGGAGGGAAGCCAGAUCAUUGUGGUUCUCAAAGACCUCAACUUUGAAGGCCAGUUCAUUACUCUUGACCAGCAGCGUCCCUGGCUUCUGCGGCAGGUUGAGAUCGACACCCACUUCCUUCGCAGGCUCAAUGUAUUGGACUACAGUCUCCUGCUGGCCCAUCAGCCCUUACACCAUGAUGAGCGCCACCAAGGUCUCUCCUUUGCUACACUCAUCAUGAGAACCAAAAAAUCUGUGAAUCCAGGCUCCAGCCCUGUCCAUGCAAGCGUAGCUGCUGUUCCUGGAGCAGUCCUAGAAGAUGACUCCACCCUACCUUUAUCUGAAACAGACAGCGGUUUAAAGCUGCCACAUGUACGGGGUGCAUCAAGUUGUGGCUCUCUCCAAACAUGCCGAGAGCAUGCUAGGCCAGGCAGUGACACGGCGGAGCUACCAGACUUCAAGACCCAAAACCGACGUCUACUGCCCAACUUAAAGAAUCCUCUACACGUCAUCGAUGGCCCCGAGCAGCGCUACUUCAUUGGCAUUAUUGACAUUUUCACAGUUUACAGUUUUAAGAAGAGGUUGGAGCAUUUGUGGAAGAGGCUUAGGCAUCCCAGCCGAUCCUUCUCCACUGUCAGUCCACAGACUUACUGCCUCAGGCUAUGUCAGUGGGUACAGGACCACACCAAGUAGACCCUGAAGCAGAGGUGGGGAUUUACCACCAACUCUCAGAAAGUCCAGACAACCAAAGUUCACGCACAUGCACAUAUUUAUCUGCAUCUGAUGCAUGGUUCCAAUCCUUUCAUUGUUCCACAAGCUUAAAACGCAAACCUAUAGCUGGCAUUAGGUGUUUGUCAUUUCUGAGCCUACAGUAGACACUUGAACCACAGAAAAAUACUUAAAUUGUAGAGAACCUAGUGUCCAACAUGAUGAGGCAGAUGGUACAUAAACAGCGAUUUCAUUCACUAAAUUUAUUUGCACAUUUUCUUGUAACAGACAUGUACAAGUACUUUCUUUAAAACAGGUAAAUAGAAAUAAAAGAUAAACUAGUGUUUAAACCCAUUUGGUGUCCAAAUUUAAGAAUUCUACUCCAUCUAGUUGCCAUUUUCCACUGGUGCCUCUGUGACUGUUAAUCCUACCUCAAAAAUUACAGAUUCAAAUUCUCCAUUGGGUUGAACUUGUGGCGCAUUGUAACACUUUUUCAGAUUCAAACUGGUAAAUGUGACAGAGCAUAUAGCGUCAGAGGAAUGCUGAGAGUGCAAAAAAUAUUCUAUACAAUUAUAGGAAAAUACUGGCAGCUGUGGUGACUAUAUUUUACAAUGUUACUAUCAUAAUUUAUAUAAACAGUUAAUUACUGAAAAAUUCCCUGCUGCAUUGCACUGUAGAAUGUAAAGUUUACUGUCUAAUACUGUGACUAGACUUUCCAAUAAUACUGUAUUUAUCGUGCCACCACUGUAAUCAACAGUGACUAUACCUGUAGGUGCCUAAAACAGAACAUUUUCUUCUCUUAAAAUGUAUUAACACUGCUAUCAGUUGCAGAGAUAUACCAUAAAUAACAGUGUCUUCAUCUUUGUGAUGCAGAAUGAAUAUCUGCCAACUCUGUAUAGCAUAAAAAAUGCAUAUAGCACUAAAAACACCUCAGACAAUAACGGAUAUAACUCCAGUCAUCAACUAAAAACUUGCAUCAUGAACUGUUGUGCCAACAAUUUUUUUUGUUAAAUUCACUCAGUCAAAUUUUAACCUUAGCUUGCCGUUAAUGGUCAUUAUCACUUUUGACUCCAAAAAAGCAUCCAAUUUUACUUUUUUUUUUUUUUUUUUUUUUUUAGUUUUUUGUAAAAAUACAUUCCUGUUAGCAUAUGGCUAUUAUUUUUUAUUUAUUACACUCAAGUGAAAACAUGCAACUGAAUUUAUUGAGCAUGCAACAAACUUGUUUGCUGACAAUAAAUCACUAUUUUAAUACUCGUUCUUUUUCUAUAAUACUUAAUUUUGCAAGAAAAUAGUUUGAAUGCCUUAUUGUGCACUUGGAAAUUUGACAUAUAUAUUCGAUAAAAGUGCAAUAAACAUUUUUUUCAUUAGUUAACAGAAGAGUAGCUUCGUGAAAAAGAGAGAAAGCUCCUUUCUUUAAAAAAAAUUCUCCUGAUGUACUUUCAUGUAAAGUAUUAAAAAGCUAACAUCACAGAUGCUUCAGAGGCUUUAUGUGCAGAUGUCUGCCUGCAUGUUUUUCAGAAAUUUCUGCAAAUUGAUAAAGUCAAAAACUGGAAUCUCUCAUCUGCAAAAGUAUGCUUUUUAAAAUUAUGCUUUCAUUUUUCAAGAUUUGUGUCGAACAGAGCGUUUGUGAGGUUGCCUGUAGUUUCAUGUUAUUUGAUCCAGCUGAAGGUAGCUUGGGUUAAUAAGCUAAAAUUAACAGUUUAGAAACUCUGAAGCCUCAGUAAAUUCUGUAAAUGAGAUUCCCAUGCAAGCAUUUUGCAUAUAUCAGCAAAACUCACUUCCGUCAUCAAAUAUUAGCGCCGGCGGCAGCAAAUUCCCACCACCAUUCUUUUUUAUGCAAUGCACAGUUUUGCCAGCAGGAGCAAGCCAAAACACCGCCACUCAAACUCUUCUACCCUCCACCCACAGAACCCACUAUGAAGGCUGCUGCACUGUCCACUUUAAGUGACACUGAAACCCAAAUGCCAGUUAGAACGUGUUGUACUAAGACUUAACUGAAAGGUAGCUCACAGAGCAUUAACAUUAACAGCUGAUCUGCAUGCAGUGCUGUGCAGAAGUUUAAGGCAAUAACAGUACAGUGAGAAUGCUUUCAAAAAUAGUGCCACAAAUAGUUUUUAUUUAUCAGUUAACUUCAUACAAAGUGCAAAUUGAUAUUUUAUGUGACCACUUUUGCCUUUUGAACCAUUCCUACCUAGAGGCUAGGCCAUUGUUCUUCUUGUGGCUGAAGAUGGUGUUAUGACUCUGACUGUAGAUUUGGGCUUGUUGUUCUACUGCAGAAUGAAUCUUGGAUAGUAAAUUGCUUCCCUGAUAUAUAUAGUUGAGAAUCUCAACAUCUCACAAAUUCACAAAGGCUUUCUCUUUAGCAAAUCACUCAUUUUAGGACCUUCUAGGGGCCACUGAGCCUGAAAGAGCUGGAUAUACUGUAGAACCGAUGCCAGCGUGGGCAGCAGAGAUUCACAUCACAGAUUUGCAUGUGCCCAAAAAAUCAGAAGACUUGACCUGACCAGAGCUGAGUUUUUUCACGUGUGGGCUUUUUGCUUCCAAACUGUGUUUGAUUUCUAGUGCUGUUUGUCAGGGUUAAAAACGAGUAGAUGUCUUGUAAUGUGUGCAUCAUAUAGUGCUUUUUUAUCCAGUCAGUUACAUAGUGAACAUGACUAGAGUCUAAUCAUUCAAUUUUCCUGUUGCCAAAGGCUUUGGCUGCUAAUUUUUUCCAUAAGUUAGCCAACCCCAGUGGAUGUGGCAACAUACCUCUUCCUGCUUUCUUUCUGUCCAUUGCUACCAAAGGAACACUCUACACUCUGGUAAUGCUAAAAUGAAAGGAAAGCAACAGAUUUAGGUUUUUGUUUGUUUGUUUGUUUGUUUUUCUACCCUGAAGUUGACCUGAGAGUUUCCCCAAUAUACUAUAAACAGUUUGUCUCUGUUCCAGUGUUGUCUAUUACAUCAAUAUUGAUAAAGUAUUUUCUGGGAAGAAAUCUCCAGUUUAGCCACUACUCAUUGCAGUUAUAUCUUGAUUUUAACCUUGUGUGUGUUAAUGAUGCAAUACAAUUAAAAGCAGCCGUAAAGA